This is a messenger RNA of Amaranthus tricolor (Joseph's coat), 2041 nucleotides long. Its product is annotated as carboxyl-terminal-processing peptidase 3, chloroplastic. Lineage: Eukaryota; Viridiplantae; Streptophyta; Magnoliopsida; Caryophyllales; Amaranthaceae. The coding region runs from base 211 to 1809 and encodes 532 amino acids. Gene Ontology annotation, molecular function: protein binding; serine-type peptidase activity; endopeptidase activity. The record is from RefSeq and is a predicted model, not a curated record. The transcript is spliced from 12 exons. Gene Ontology annotation, biological process: proteolysis.
AUCAUUUCAUUUAAGAAUUUGUGCCAUGUGAUUGAUUAGAUUAAGUUGAGUGAGAUUCUUGACAACGCAAACUAAUUUAUCACCACAAAAGCACAUAGACACAGAUUAACAGAGAAAGAUUCAUGUGGGCCCCUUUACUUUAGAAUCAACCACCAUUAACCUCAAAACAUUAAACACCAUUUGAACAGUCAAGACAUUAAACACCAUUUAAUGCAAACUUCCAACCCAAAUCCUACCCAUAAUUUCCCAACAAUGUCUUCCAUUUCUCUUAAUUACAAUGAAAAAUAUCUCUUUAAACCCACUUUCUUUCCUGGAUCAUCUUGCAAUUUAACAAGUUUAAACCAAAAAUACAGAGUUCAAAUUCUCUGUAAAUCGUCUUGUUCAAAUUCACGAAUAUGCAGAAUUAAUAAAAUUAGAAAUUCAUCUGGGUUGAAAUCCCAGAAUUUGGUGGAGUAUUCGGGUCGAAUAGGGAAAUGGGUAUUCAAUUUUAUAGCAGCGGCAGUUGCAGUUUCUUCUAUUUGUUUUGAUUUUGAUUCUCCAGCUUUUGCAGAGUCUCUUACUAUUGCUUUUCCAGUUUCUCGUUCUUUGGAGGUAAACAGAGCCCAAAGGACCUUAAUCGAGGCUUGGGGUUUGAUCCGAGAAUCCUUCAUUGACCCCAGUUUCAACCAUCAAGACUGGGAUUUGAAGCUGCAACAAACAAUGGUAGAAAUGUUCCCUCUCAAGUCUGCAGAUGCAGCUUACAACAAAAUCAGUGGGAUGGUCUCUAGCUUGGGAGACCCUUUUACCAGAAUAAUCAGUCCUAAGGACUACAAGAACUUCAGAAUUGGUAGUGAUGGAAACUUGCAAGGUGUUGGGUUGUUUGUCAAUGUGGAACCAACUACAGGACAUUUGGUUGUUGUAUCUUGCGUUGAUGAUAGCCCAGCUGCGCGGGCUGGUAUACGUGAAGGAGAUGAGUUAGUUGAGAUCAACGGAGAAAGGGUUGAUGGAAUUAGUAGUGAGACAGCAGCACAGAAGCUCCGAGGGCGUGCUGGAACAACCGUCAGAGUGAAAGUUCACAGCCGAAGUGAUACUCCGUUCAGUUUAAAAUUCCGAGAGGUUAACCUACCACGGGAGUUCAUCAAACUGUCACCAAUUUCAAGUGCUGUCAUUCCGCAUAAAAGUCCUGACGGGCAUGUGUCGAGAACAGGUUAUGUGAAACUAUCAGUAUUCUCCCAGACUGCUGCUUCUGAUAUGGAAAGAGUGAUACAUCAGUUAGAAGAUCAGGGUGUCCAAUCCUACAUAUUGGACUUAAGGAACAACCCGGGUGGGUUAGUGAAAGCAGGGCUUGAUGUAGCUCAAUUAUGGCUUGACGGAGAGGAAACGCUUGUAUACACAACCGAUAGAGAUAGACAUAUAUUUCCGAUCAACAUGGUUGAUGGACAUGCGAUUACACAUGAUCCUCUUGUAAUCCUUGUCAAUGAGGGAAGUGCAAGUGCAAGCGAGAUUCUAGCCGGUGCUCUGCAUGAUAAUGGCCGUGCUAUCCUUGUAGGACACACGACUUUCGGGAAAGGGAGAAUACAAAGUGUGACAGAGCUGCGUGAUGGAUCAGCCUUGUUCGUAACAGUCGCUAAAUAUUUGUCCCCAUUACGACAUGAAAUCGACAAAGUGGGCAUUAAGCCUGAUGUUCAAUGCACCACUGAUAUGCUAAACACUCCAAAGCCAUCUAUGGUGAAGGAUAAAAAUGGAGGAUCUGCACUGGAAGCAGAUUCUUGCAUAAUGGUGGCAGAACAUGAAUUAGACAUACAACAGUCAGAAGGAACUGCUUCCUGAUUCCUGAAUGUACCAAGAGGCAAAGCCAGGUCUUCCAUGUGUAAAUAGCUCCAUCAAGUGAGUCCAUCGACCAUUAUCAUCAUCAAACUCAGUGUAUCCUGGUCUUAUAUUUUGCGGCUCCAUGUAAUAUUCAAAUGUAUUAGCCAUGUAUAUGUAUUGUAUAGUGAAUGUACAAAACAAAUUUGUUACUGGAUUAAUUUGAUUUAAAAUGAUGUGCAAAAGAUUUCUACAA